AUGGACGAUCUGCUGCCGAUCUCGGUGUACGACGAACCGUGCCUGCUGGUGUGUUUUCACUCGUUCUGCGCCAAGUGUUUGCGGGUGCGUGUGGUGGACGGACGGCUGAGCUGCACCAUCUGCAGUGGCGCGAGGAAGGUGCCGAGCUUGCUGCCGCCCUCCGCCGUGGCCGCCUCGCGCAGUCCACCCCGGCAUGGCCGGCGGCUGGUCUUGCAAGCCACGGCCCGGGCCAGGCCGCUGUGUGAGCGCUGCAAGAACGAGACGCACCGCGCCAAGAUGUUCUCCAUGCACGAGGUUAUGACGCUGUCGGAGCGAAGCUGCUGUGCGGUGCACAACGAGCCCCACAUCAUGUUCAGCACGGACAAGAAGGAGCUGCUCUGCAUCAACUGCUUCCGCGAGUACAGCGCCGAGUCCAAGCUGCACUGCGUCGACCUGGACACGGCCUACUCGGACAGCGUGCGCCGUCUGGAGCGGACCGUGGUGAGUAUCCGCGAGCUGCAGAACUCGGUGCGGGACGGCAUCAUCUUGUACCGGGCGCUGCUGGACGAGGUGCGCCACAACAUGGAGGCCGAGAAGACGGCCGUCGCCACGUUCUGCCGCCAGCUGCACGAGACCGUCAGCCAGCUGCAGGAGCGGCUGCUGGCCGAUGUCGAGGGGCAUGCCCCGCCGUGCGCCGGUGGCGAGCCAGACGAAUGUGCCGGCGCCGUGCUGCUCUCGUGUUAG
This is a messenger RNA of Pollicipes pollicipes, 723 nucleotides long. RefSeq names its product RING finger protein 207-like. Gene Ontology annotation, cellular component: perinuclear region of cytoplasm. The record is from RefSeq and is a predicted model, not a curated record. Gene Ontology annotation, molecular function: Hsp70 protein binding; transmembrane transporter binding. The coding region runs from base 1 to 723 and encodes 240 amino acids. Lineage: Eukaryota; Metazoa; Arthropoda; Thecostraca; Pollicipedomorpha; Pollicipedidae. The transcript has 7 exons.